Molecule: messenger RNA, 1131 nt
Organism: Stereum hirsutum FP-91666 SS1
Lineage: Eukaryota; Fungi; Basidiomycota; Agaricomycetes; Russulales; Stereaceae
Exons: 5
Coding region: 1-1131 (376 amino acids)
Biological process (GO): Golgi organization
Cellular component (GO): Golgi apparatus
Molecular function (GO): protein binding
Source: RefSeq, a predicted model, not a curated record
AUGGGUGCUGGUCAAUCCACACAAACAGGGUCCACACCACCCUCUCGUGCUCUGCAUGUUCUCCGUGUAACACCUUCGUCUCCCGCUUCGCACACCAAUAUCGAGCCAUUCUUCGAUUUCGUAGUCGGGUUUGACUCCGGCGAUGCAUCGAUGAGUGGAAAUAUCGAUGCAGGACAGCUGGAGAAGAUUGUUGAGAGGCACGAGGGAAGGAUGCUGAAUCUGCUGGUUUGGAGCAGUAAGAAUCAGGAUACCAGAGUCGUCCCAAUAACUCCCUCCCGCGAGUGGUCACAGCUUUCGCCGUCCCAUUCACGGUCGAACUCGAACCAUAACCCGCUCUCACCUCCUCAAUUCCAACCGCAACCUACGAAAUCGCAACCACAACCACAGCCCUCGCUCCUAGGUCUCAGCAUGCGUAUGUGUGAACCUGAAUUCGCAAUUGACAACGUCUGGCAUGUAUUGGAUGUUCUGGAGGGUAGUCCCGCGGAGAGCGCUGGGUUAGUACCCUAUGGGGAUUGGGUCCUUGGGUGGUCAGGAGGAGUUCUGAGUGCAGAGGGAGAUUUCUAUGACGUUGUCGAGGCUCAUAUAGACAAGCCGUUGAGAGUCUAUGUCUACUCGUACGACUUCGACACUAUUCGUGAAGUGGUACUCGUACCAAACCGUCAAUGGGGUGGUGAAGGUCUUCUUGGUUGCGUAUUCGGGUUCGUUAUUUUCCAUAUCCUUUUUUCGAACUCCUUCCUUACCAUACGCUACAAUCGGAAUGGCAUUUGGUCUCUCCUUAUAGCUUUGGUCUUCUUCACCGCAUCCCACCGAUUUCAGAGAACCGUCAGCCAGGGUACAUCCCUCCUGAGCUCCAGGAAAACACAACAGCGGAGACAACCGAAUACGAAGAACAAAACUUGUUUGUCCCCGCUGACGCAUCUUCCUCGCAAUAUGAUUAUGACCAUGAUCACGGAGAAUAUGACGGUCCGGAGUAUUAUUCGUAUUCGAAUAGGGGUGCAGCGUUCGGCCAUGACCAUGAACACCAUGGCCACGAUCACCAUGAGCACGGGCAUGACCACGAUCAUCACAACCACUCUCACGCUCACGCACAACACCAAAAUAUCCGGAACCCCCUUCCAGUAUCAUCGAUGA